AUGGCUCCGAAUUUGCAGCUCCAUCGAUAUUUGAACCUUCAUGAUUCCGAAGAGACCCACAUCUUUACCUUUUUGCUCGAGAACCCAGACGAUUUGUAUUCGAUUGAAGUGAGAUCCAACCAGUUUAGAUUUGGCGGACUUGAUUGGUACAUUUAUACAAGCAGAUCUUCGGCUGAAUAUAUCAGUUUGUAUCUGAGAGUUGUUCAUCUCGACAAAGGCGUAUCCGCAACGCUCAAAUAUGCCUUCUCAAUCAUCAAUCCUCAAAAUGCAAAAGCCACUGUUCGAAAUGAAAGCCCCCCAGAAGGCCGAACUUUCAGCCAAAAAGACGAAGUCUUCUCCUGGGGCUGGAAAGAGUUUGCUAGAAAAGACCGCGUAUGCCAACGACACAGAGGAUACAUCUACGACAUCAACAAGAUGGAGAUUCAGCUGGAAAUCAAAGGCAUUCGGAUUUUUUACGAAGAAGAAUUGACGCUACCUGGGAUAGACCCGACGAAUCCGUUUACGGUAAUAGAAUGCAAUCAAUUUACAGUUGGCGGAUUUGCUUGGAGACUUGUGGUCUAUCCAAAUGGCGAAGAUAUGGAAAACAGGGGCAAAAUUUUGGUACGGCUUCAGUGCGCUACGGGCAGACAAUUAUCAAGAUGUAGGACAAGAAUCUACCUGAACGAAGUCUAUCAAUCAGAAGAAUUCGAAAGCAUCUUUCCUGCUAACGAAAUCUCAGAAACCGAUCGACCAGCCAGAUUUGACGGUCGAGCAGGUCAACGACUCUUUGACAGCGAAGUCGACAUCCACCUCAAAAUUGAGUUUCUCCAACUCUCCUACAUGGUUGAAGAGUUUAUUCCGCUAAGCAACCCUGAUACCUAUCCGAUUUUCGUGCUGAAUGAGUUUGAAGAUCUGACUUCAACUCAAUGGACGCUCAAAACUCUUCUCGGCGAUUUCUUUAGCUUCAAACUUGACAUGCCUGAUGUUGACUCCAAUUCGAUUCCAGAAAUGCAUCAUAAAUAUGUCGCCUGGAACGUUUAUCUCGUCCCUUCAAGAGUUGUUCUCAAUCGUGACAAAGCCCAUGAGCCCGUUAGAGAAAGACUGAUUCGUGCGGCUACUUCAACAAUGCUCGCUAGAGCUCCAAACAUGAAUCUCAUCAACGACAAGGGCCGACUAUCCGGCUAUUUCAACGAGAGCUGGUCUGAGUCGGAGGUCUGCAAGUUUAAUAUCAACCCAAGAGAUUUCUUCAACGACUCUGAUUUCACCUUCGUCUCCUCAAAAAACGACUUGCUCACAUUUGCUGUCCGAAUCGAGUUUACCACUCAGCUGCUUGUCUUUAAAACACCAGCUCCAUCGCCGACAUCUGAUAAAGAGCGAAGAAAUGUCAUAAAACUUCAAGCCGAUAAUAAAAUUUUGAAAUAUCAACUUGGAUCUCUUUCGCGAGAUUAUGAGCUGCUUUCUUUGAGCGUCCCAAACACUCAACAAGUCAAGACCGUUUCAAUUAAAUUUACCUCCGAUUUCGCUUGGCGUCUGAUGCAGCUUUUCUCCACUGGAAACAUAGAAGAGAACAUCCAGCAGCGACCGUACAUCUCUCCAGCAGAAGCAGGAUGCGCGACCCCGACAAUCCUCCCAGAAAAAGUGCAAAAGAGUCAUCUUUCUGAGCUCAAAUCGAAAAUCGAAGAAUUGACCGAUGAAAUGCUGCAAAUCUGCGAAAAGGGCUUGAAUCUUCCUAUUCAGCGAUUUUACCUCGGUGGCCCAAUUUAUCUCCAGACGUUUUGCCCGUCAAAGCCACAUGGAAUCAUUGUCAUCUACUCAAAAUCACUUCCUUUUGAUGCGCAAAGAAAGUGGCAACCUGCAUUUUUGCAAGUAGUGGCGGAAGAAGUGAAGGGUUUCGCAACUCGUUCUGAAAAUCAAGUCCACGCACUUUGGUACAUUCCAGCUGUCAUUGAACGAAGAGACAUCUUUGUUAUGGAACAAGAUGAAAUUGUGAGACAUGCAAUUCGAAGUGCUAUCUCUUGGAGAAACUCGAUUGACUGGGGCGGGCGGACUUGGGAACCCAACGACUAUCUUUUGUUCUGGGCUCAAGAGGCCGACAUUCAAAGACAGUACGAACUUGGAGGGGGUAAAAUGGCAGAGAUAAGUAGCAGUGGAUGA
Oikopleura dioica is the source of this 2133-nucleotide messenger RNA. The record is from the annotation of a GenBank genome assembly. Lineage: Eukaryota; Metazoa; Chordata; Appendicularia; Copelata; Oikopleuridae.